ACACACACACACACAUGACCAGGAUGACUUUGAAACGGCUUUAAACGCUGGACCUCAGGUAGGACACUUUAUUCCUGUGAUACAGACAUGAAGGCCUUGAUCACUAUCUCACCACUGUUUGUGAAGCCUUGAUCUCUCCCCCUUCCCACACACACACACACACACACACAAAUCCCCUUCGGAUGGAACCGAGCACAGGAUCCAAAAAGACAGUAUGGGGUAACCUGCGCCAGAGAGCCAAGCCGCUGAUCCACUACGUCCGAGGCAACAGCCAAAGACACAUCAAGUCGCAGGUCAGGCCAGAGCGAGCCUCAGAGCAAAAGACGAGCUCUUCUGCGGCUGCUUCUCCGUCCCAACCAGCCCGCCAUCUCAGCGUCCCCAGUGCCUCCACACCUGUCAAUCAGCCUGUUUUAGAGGCUGGGGGCUGGGCCCAGCGUUCCGAUUGGCCAGCUGGGUCUAAAGGCUUAUCUGACUGCAUAUCGCAGGCCUUUGUGGACGGCGGUCUUGAUGAGGAACAGGACUUCUUAGAUUGCGUAGAUGAGAUGGAGCACCCUCCAGAAAACUCAGCUGAGAGACAACGGGUUGAAAGACAUGUCCCUGAUUCUCCCCAUGACCCUGUGCAACAUACAGUCCAUGACAUGGCCGGGGAGAGCGGGAGUGUCUGCGACAAUCAUAAGGAACCUCAGAAAUCCUACCUGCUCUCCAUUAACCUGAAGGAAGGCCGAGGCCUCGUCAUCAGAGACCGCUGUGGUACAAGUGACCCAUAUGUCAAAUUCAAGCUGGAGGGAAAGACGUUAUAUAAAAGCAAAGUGAUUUACAAGAAUCUCAACCCAACCUGGAAUGAGUUUUUCUCCUUCCCCAUCCGUGACCUACAGAAGAAACUGCACAUCAAGGUCUAUGACCGAGAUCUGACCACGGAUGACUUCAUGGGCUCCAGCAGCGUGCUCCUGAGUGAACUUGAAUUUGAGAAGACAAUAGAAAUGGUGUUACAGCUCACUGAUCCUAACAGCCUGGAAACUGAUAUGGGUGUGAUUAUCAUUGACAUUAGUCUUUCAGUAAGAGACGGAGAAAACAAGAAAAAUAAGUGGGUUCAGAAGAAAAAGCGAAGUAUGAAGUCGAGCUCGUCCCCGCAGACGCGGCGUCUGGCCGAAUCUAUGAAGAAGAGCCAACUGUGGUCUGAAGUCCUGAGCAUCACGCUGGUGGAGGGACGCAAUCUACCUGACGACGGAUCCGGAGACGUGUUUGUUCGUUUCAAACUCGGAGAACAGAAAUACAAGAGCAAGUAUCAGUGCAAAAAGGCCAACCCUCAGUGGAGAGAGAGGUUUGACUUCAACCAGUUCUUGGAUGGGCCAAACUUUUUGGAGAUAAGCGUCUGGGGAAAAGAUGGCCGGAGAUGCGAGGAAUGCUACGGACAGUGUGAAGUCGACAUAUCCGCGCUGAAGGUGGACAAACGCCAGUUGUUUACAUGUAGCCUGGACCACAGUCGAGGCAAAGUGGUUUUCCUCAUCACUCUGACGAGUUGCAGCGGCGUGUCCAUUACUGACCUGUGUGCGCCCCCACUGGACGAGCCCUGCGAGAGAGAGAACAUGUUAAACAAAUAUAGCUUCAGGAACUCCUUAAAGAACUUAAAGGACAUCGGCUUCCUUCAGGUCAAAGUGAUUAAGGCUUUGGAUCUCCUGGCUGCAGAUUUAAACGGGAAGAGCGAUCCGUUCUGCGUGCUGGAGUUGGGAAACGACCGACUGCAGACUCAUACAGUUUAUAAAAGUCUUCACCCUGAGUGGAAUAAAGUCUUCACGUUUCCGGUCAAAGACGUUCACGAUGUGCUGGAAGUUACAGUGUUUGAUGAGGAUGGAGACAAGCCCCCAGACUUCCUGGGGAAAGUGGCCAUUCCUUUACUCUCGAUACGUAACAAUCACCUGAAUUCUUACCCAUUGAAGAAAGAGGACCUGGGGGGAUUAUCCAAAGGAAGCAUUUUCUUAGAGCUUGAGAUCAUCUUUAAUCCAAUUAAAGCAAGCAUCAGGACCUUCAACCCAAAGGAGAGGAAAUUCCUUGAUGACAAUCCAAAGUUUUCCAAAAAGGUCCUGGCAAGAAAUGUCCUCCGUGUGAGGAACAUCUAUAGAACGUUGAGUCAAAUCUUGCAGUAUAUUAAGAGCUGUUUCCAGUGGGAGAGCGUCCAGCGGAGUAUCUUUGCAUUUGUGAUCUUCGUGCUCACAGUGUGGUACUGGGAGUUCUACAUGCUGCCUCUGUUCCUGGUCAUAUUGUUCAUAUGGAACUAUGCUCACGCCGCCUCUGAGAGAGGCAGCCAGGAAAUGGACACUAUGGAAAGUGAUGACGAAGAUGAAGACGAGAGGGAAUCCGAGAGAAGAGGUUUAAUAGAGAAGAUCCACAUGGUCCAGGAUAUAGUCGUCACUGUCCAAAACUUGUUGGAGGAAAUCGCAAGCUUUGUUGAGAGAAUUAAAAACAUGUUUAAUUGGUCAGUGCCGUUCUUAUCAAACCUGGCCUUCCUGGUUCUCGUCUUUGUCACAGUGAUCACAUACAUCAUCCCACUGCGCUACAUUAUACUGAUUUGGGGUAUAAAUAAAUUCACGAAGAAACUGCGGAAUCCAUAUGCUGUUGAUAACAAUGAAGUGAUGGAUUUCCUCUCCAGGGUGCCUUCAGAUGUCCAAAAGGAACAGUAUUUUGAGCCGAAACACGUCAGAAGAAAGCGAGCUGUCCAGUAGAUCCGGAUCCGAGCUCAUCUUCAGAGACAGUUAGUAUCAGUGACACUAAAAUCCCCAUCGAUUCUCCCUGCUUAUUUAAAUGUAUAAUUAUAUAAAUCCCAGAGUGUUUUAUCUUAAAACAGCUUCAAUGAUUUGUUCAUUUUGAAAUCAGAUGUUACAUUUACAGUGGUAGCUCGGCAUAUGAAUGCAAAUUUUCGCCCUAAGAACUCAAAUUUAGCAAGAAAUUCUCUCGGCAGGCGGAGCUUUUUUGGCAUUCGGUUACACGCACAUUUAGUUCUGGAACUUUUUGCAUUUUGUGCAAGAUUUAGUAGAGACAUAGCACCAUGUUUGUCCCAAAAAUUUUAUCAAGGAUGAAAGGAAGAAGAAAACGGAGGCAAUUUCAAUUUUGUUUUUUAAUUAUAAAUUAAGAUUAAAUUAGGUUUAAAAUAUACUUAUUUAAUUUUAUUUUUAUGUCUUUUCUAAAUAUUUUGUUUUUAGAUGCAAAAAUAUGAUUAUAGUGUUGGAAAUGGUUAAUAUUGGUAAUAUUUUAGGCGGCUGGAAUAGAUGAUCUGCAUUUACAUUAUUUCCUAUGGGAAAAUGUGUUUUGCAAAAAAAAAAAGAAAAAAAUAGCAUUAAGAACUCGCCUCCGGAACGAAAUAAAUUCAUAUGCUGAGGUACCACUGUAUAUAAAUUUGUCUAGUAUUCUGCUUGCUGUGCAACGUUUUGAAACAUAUUCCUACUGGUAUGUCUACUAGUAGGUUAAUACCAAAGAAACUAAUUCUGAGAAGGAUUUGUAAUGAUCUAAGCAGACUUUUAUUAUGUUUUUGUGUUUUAUUAUUAUUAUUAUUAUUAUUAUUACAGUGUAUUAUUUGUAUAGUCAGUAAACACUGAUCUAAGUUUGCUAGACUCUAUGGGCUACAUCCUAAACUGCAAAGUGUAUAACAUGUGCUGUAGAUACAGCCUUGGUUUAAGUGUGCUUUGAUUUUUAAUGAUUCUAAAAAUAGAAUAUAGAGUGCAAUAUACUGCAAUACCUGAUGUCUGUCGGGCCAGGAUGCAUUCUGUGGUGUAGCAGUACAUGUGGCUAAUGUAUGUGGAUUUCACCGUAAGGCCUUCGUGGUGGUGUUUUAAACUAUUCAUCAAUGAUCUAUAGAUUAUUGUAACUUAUAAGAGAUUUACACUUCAGAUAUUUGUAUAUUUUUGUACUUUUAUGGAUUUUUAAUGAGCAUGUGUCAUUAUGAUUCUGAUUGUAAAAUAUAUACGUGUACAUAUACAGUAUGUAUUCCAGAUCUAUACGAAACUUUAAGAAGCAGUGCCUUAUGUGUACUGUAUGCUGUAUAAUUGUAAAUAAAAGUGAUUUUAGGCUGCACUUUCCAAAACAAUUACAUUUCUAUGUAUUACAGAGUUGUGUUCUGGAUUACUGAGGACAUUGCCAUUUGUUUUCCUUGUUUACCAUUGAUCAUACUUUUCAAUCAUUUUGUUUUGUAUGUAACAACAUCUACAACACAUUACAGACUCACUUUUCUUUAUUAUCUGGGUAUAUACAGGAUGAAUGUAUGUAAUGUAAACCUUGAUCUUUUGCACAAAGGAAGUUCACUAAAUUUGACUCACUGUUCGCUGUACGGAGUCCAGAGCACAAUAAACUCAAAGUCAA
Molecule: messenger RNA, 4350 nt
Organism: Clarias gariepinus (North African catfish)
Lineage: Eukaryota; Metazoa; Chordata; Actinopteri; Siluriformes; Clariidae
Gene: mctp2b
Product: multiple C2 domains, transmembrane 2b
Exons: 23
Coding region: 183-2720 (845 amino acids)
Biological process (GO): regulation of neurotransmitter secretion
Cellular component (GO): synaptic vesicle membrane
Molecular function (GO): calcium ion binding
Source: RefSeq, a predicted model, not a curated record